Onychomys torridus (southern grasshopper mouse) is the source of this 1417-nucleotide messenger RNA. It is a transcript of the gene Spn, whose product is annotated as sialophorin. The coding region runs from base 80 to 1267 and encodes 395 amino acids. NCBI's taxonomy places the organism in Eukaryota, Metazoa, Chordata, Mammalia, Rodentia, Cricetidae. Gene Ontology annotation, molecular function: heat shock protein binding; transmembrane signaling receptor activity. The record is from RefSeq and is a predicted model, not a curated record. Gene Ontology annotation, biological process: type II interferon production; cell surface receptor signaling pathway; regulation of T cell activation. The transcript is spliced from 2 exons. Gene Ontology annotation, cellular component: external side of plasma membrane.
CCUUAGGAGGAGCUAGAGGUGCUCUCCCGGACCCUGUGCCGCUGUAUCCAUUAAGCUGGUCCCAGCUCCUGCUCUGAAAAUGGCCCUGCUUCUCUUUCUCUUUGGGGGCUUUUGGACCCAGGUGUUGAGCAGCCCAGCAGGUCUGCAGAACACAACGAUGUUGAUGACUACCCCACAUAUCAAGGUCCCAACUACUUCUGAGGCCUUGAAUGUCAGCUCAACAAUCUCUAGUAGACCAGAGGCAGAGGACCCUCAGGAGACUACCAGCACGUGGAGUCAGACCCCACACACGCCUUUCCCAAUCUCCCUUGAAACUACUGAAUCGUCUUCUCUUGGGGCUCCCACUUCCCUUGGGGCUCCCACUGAUGCCAGCACGAGCACUCCUGUACCAGAGCCCACGCCCUCCCAGGAAGUUUCCAAUAUGACAUCAGCGCAGCUUCCAGAAGCAUCAGAUGUAACCAGCGAACCUCCUACCACCACAGCCAAUCCUGUGAUAGACAAAACUGAGACAUUUCCCUCACUAGACACCUUUGGAGGGACUAGUGCACCCCCUGUCACCAUGACAACAAGCUCCAAGGAGACCGGUGGACCCUCUGUGUCUACAACAGUAAGCUCCAAGUCCAGUGGUCCCCCUGUCACCAUGACUACUGGGGCUCUGGAGCUCUCCAGUGAGACUCAUGGACUCCCUGCCACCAUAGCAACCGGUUCUGUGGAGAGUUCUAGCGUAGCCGGUGGCACCCCAGUCUCCAAUAUAAAAAUAUCCACAAUGUCUACCCCAGGGCCUGUAACCUCCAGGAAGCCACGCCGGGAAUCAAGUGGCACGUUGCUAGUGCCAGUGCUUGUGGCCUUUCUAUUGGCUUUGGCCCUUUUGGCGCUGCUGGUGUUGUGGCGCCGGAGGCAGAAUCGGAGGACUGGGGCCCUGACCCUGAACAGAGGAGGAAAGCGCAAUGGGGUCGUGGAUGCUUGGGCUGGGCCAGCCCAGGUUCCUGAUGAAGAGGCUACAACAGCAACAGCAUCAGGGCCAGCAGGGAACAAGGGCUCGGGGGCCCCGGAGACAGAGGGAUCGGGGCAGCGGCCCAUGCUCACCACUUUCUUCAGCAGACGGAAAUCUCGCCAGGGCUCUUUAGUACUGGAGGAGCUGAAGUCUGGGCCAGGUCCCAAAAAGGGGGAGGAAGAGCCACUGGUGGGCAGCGAGGAUGAGGCUGUGGAAACCCCCACUUCUGAUGGGCCAGAAGCCAAAGACGGGGCUGCACCUCAAAGCAUAUGAGCAACAGGAUGUCUUCAUCCGACCUGCUCCUUAAGCCUGGAUCCUGCUCUCACAUCCUCACACUCUACCCUUGUGAAUAUUUGUUAACCAAGUGCAUUUACUCAUCCGUCCGUCCAUCCAUCCGUCCAUCCGUCCAUCCAUCCAUCCAUC